AUGUUGGUUUUGCUCUCCAUGCCUCAUGCCACUCAUGCUGAGCCUAAAAACCAUCUGAAAGCAUGCAAAAAUUAUCUUCAUAUCGCUUGCUUGGCAAUUUGGGCAAAGGCUCCCACUGCACAGACGCAACAUCCAUUCUCAUCCCCGCACCAACUCAUUACCCGCCAAGCCUCACCCGCUCUCCCGACGCACCUCCCCACCCCUAAUUGA
Molecule: messenger RNA, 210 nt
Organism: Prunus armeniaca (apricot)
Lineage: Eukaryota; Viridiplantae; Streptophyta; Magnoliopsida; Rosales; Rosaceae
Source: the annotation of a GenBank genome assembly